CGUUACAGGCCCAGAGCACCACCAAUCCGCGCCUUGAUUCCUGAUGUUCGAAUUACGCCCUGAAAGACUUCUCAUGUUCAGCUAAUUGUCCUUGCUGCGGCAUGUUAAGUAUCUGUGCCUACAAUACCGAUGGAGGGCCUGAAGAAACCACGCGCGAAGCACGCGUGUAGGGAGUGCAACUCGCGACGAAUCCGCUGCAAUGUCACCGAGCGCCACCCAUGUUCGAAUUGCGAGACAGCACAGGCGACUUGUGAAGUCAUUCCGUCGCGAAGAGGCCGGUAUCUACGGAAAUCCAAAAGGCAGAAGCAGACGGAAGAGGCCGCAUCGGCGACCCCGGAGCCCGCUGCCCCCGUCGCGUCGUCCGCGCUCACCGCUGAUGUCGCCGCGACGCUCGCUUCCAUGAGUACCGUGUCUCCAUCGCAUGGACUCGGCGGCUCUUCUGGGGUAUCACAGACUCCUUUUCACGCUGAGACGCCUGCUUCGUGUCAUUCCUCCUCAGGGACUACGGGCGGCAGCCGGUUCUUCGGAGAGUCAAACUUCAUCACGCUGGUUCCUGGAGCAUCGGGACCCGGAAAUGAGGCUGCGACAAGGGAUGGGGUAUUGAAGGGUCGUCUUACAUUUCCAGUGCCACAGACGCCGCAAUCUCAUGACCUGGCUACUUCGCCUGCCAGUGUGAGUAUUACUAUGAGCUCUGCGACGGAGCGAUACCUUCGGGAUGAGGGAGCGCUCACCUUCCCUGACAUGCAGAGCUGUCUACCAGCUUUGCAUGCUUACUUCGCUUGGUUUCACCCUUGCUUUCCCAUUCUUGACCGCGCAGAUAUCGCGAGGCGGCUCGUGACAAUGGAUAUCUCGCCGCUCUUAUUGCAAGCGAUGCUUUUCAUCGGUUCGACGUAUUGCGACGAGGCAACAAUUCUUGGCAUGGGCUUCAAAGACCGGUCCGAGGCUAAGGUUCUGACAUACUCUCGCGCGCGAGUUUUGUUUCAUGCCAAUUGGGAGAAAGAUGAGUUCACUCUGAUACAAUCGCUGUUUCUAUGCAGCUUCUGGAGAGGUGGGCCGACGGAUUGGAGAGACGUGAGGUAUUGGCUCGGCGCCGUUCUAACCCUCGCCCAAACACAUGGUCUCCAUCGCUCAACUCGAUUCAUCACGAAAGAUCCCCAUUUCGCUCGGAUGAGAAGAAGAGUCUGGUGGUCAAUCUACGUCCGCGAACGUCAAGCAGCUGUGUCACUUGGGCUACCUUGUCGAAUUCGCGAUGAGGAUUGUGACAUAGAGCCACUGACUGCUGCUGAUCUGGAGGAUGACGCUGACGAACAGCAAGCAACUGGUUUCGGUGCACCGAAGUCAGAGCACAUCCAUUAUGCUAUCAAGAUGAUUGAAAUUGCUCGCCUUCUCGGGAGAAUCAUGGAUACCCACUUUGCGCCUGGUCGAGGUCCUCCAGCACCGACAGAAGUUCAUGAGUUGAAGCAGCAGCUGGAGGAUUGGAAGCAAAAUCUACCGGAUGAGAUGCGGAGAGGACCUGACGAUGGGCAGUCUUCGGUCUUGACCUGCUUAAUCCACCUUGCAUACAAUCAUCUACGCAUUCUUGUGCAUCGAAACGGAUGGCUGCGGAAUAGAGACCAGGAAGACAAGAGCGCAGCUCUUGCCGCCGCCUGUCGCAUAAGUCGCAUUGCCGAAGACAUGCUCGCGCAGAAGACCUUGCAAUAUGGCCAAAUGCACCUACUUACUAGCCUGUUUGCGGCUUUCUGCAUACAUGCAAUCGACAUCAAGUCUGCGGACGGCAUCAGUCGCCGACUUGCCGAACAUAGAGCUGAGAUGUGUCUUCUUGGCCUCAAAGAAAUUCAGAAGUACUGGCGCAUCAACAAUAAUGUGCUCGAUCUCUUUCUGCAGUACCUUGACGAAUCAAUUGCCAAGAGACUCAACGGCGACAGCACCGAACCUGCACCGACGAACACACUACCCAGUUCUAUCACGGGUCUUGGUCCGUUCAACAACCCAGAAGCCAGCCCACCGGUGACACUACUUCAUGACGCUCUUCAGCAAGCUAGGCCUGAGGCAAUGGAGGACCAAUACUUCAGUCUUAUGCGGACGAAUUGGGAAGGCGAAGAUGCUCUCGAAGAUCUCGGGCUAUUCCUGGAUCCCCAACUUUACGCCAACGGGCCAAUGCAGGUAGAAGGUCUGAAUUUCCUCCAGCGUUGCCUGUGAAAGUGGCCGAGAACCCGGCUACCUCUCUGUGAUUUUUUAGGUCUCUGGCGACGCGGAAAGUCUUCACUAGGCCGGCAUGUGUCGCCGUGGAGGGGAGGGACAGUCUGAUUCUCACUCAAUCAUCACUUCGGCUUCUUCUGCCGAGCACAGUAGCUGCUCGGCUUUGUUCAAUGAAUUCUCAAGAAGCCGAAAGCAUAUAGCCGAGCGGCUCGGUUACCCACAGACCUAAGAUCGACGCUGCUC
Messenger RNA from Colletotrichum godetiae, 2442 nucleotides. RefSeq names its product fungal-specific transcription factor domain-containing protein. Lineage: Eukaryota; Fungi; Ascomycota; Sordariomycetes; Glomerellales; Glomerellaceae. Gene Ontology annotation, biological process: DNA-templated transcription; regulation of DNA-templated transcription. Bases 130 to 2199 code for a protein of 689 amino acids. Gene Ontology annotation, molecular function: DNA-binding transcription factor activity, RNA polymerase II-specific; DNA binding; zinc ion binding. The record is from RefSeq and is a predicted model, not a curated record. The transcript has 7 exons.